Messenger RNA from Chinchilla lanigera (long-tailed chinchilla), 7322 nucleotides. It is a transcript of the gene Wdr81, whose product is annotated as WD repeat domain 81. The record is from RefSeq and is a predicted model, not a curated record. Bases 769 to 6579 code for a protein of 1936 amino acids. Gene Ontology annotation, molecular function: phosphatidylinositol 3-kinase regulator activity; protein binding. Gene Ontology annotation, biological process: aggrephagy. NCBI's taxonomy places the organism in Eukaryota, Metazoa, Chordata, Mammalia, Rodentia, Chinchillidae. Gene Ontology annotation, cellular component: mitochondrion. The transcript has 10 exons.
ACUGUCUACUCCCCCUACCCCAGCCUCUUGGGUAUCUCUUGUUGCAGCCUUGUAAAAUAUAAUAGUAACUCCGUUCUCUACUUCCUAGGGUGGUGUUGUUAGGGCCAAGGAGAAUGUUACUGUGCUUCGGAAAACUUAAAAGCUCCUUGGUUUGAAGGGCAGCAUGGAGGCUCUGAGGGGGCUUGAUGCCCCAAAUCCCAUUUCUGCGCUUACACUUGGCAUAAGGGCUGGCAUGUCUAAGAACAGCCUCCUGGAUCUACGCGCAGGAGAAAGCGGGAGGGCAGUCCCGUGGCCAGGUCGGGAUGGCCCUCUCCUGCCAACCGCGGGAGUGGAUUGCGUUGGAAGGCCCAGCAGGAAGCAAAGCCAGGACUGCGCCUGGGCAGAAGGGCAGGAGAGAGGGUGCCUAGGCCGGCAGGGGCUGGCGCGCACAGGAGGCGGGUUCUCUCCCACCCUUCUGAGCCACGUGCAGUUGUUUCCGUGCCGGGGGGAUCACAUGACCCGCGUCAGCUGACCCGUCACGAUGGAACCCAGGGCUGGCGCCCGGCAGCCCCGGCUGCGCCGCGACCGGAGCCCGCAGGACCCUGUGGAGGGGUAAGAGCUCCCCCGCCCCGUCCUCUCCUCCUCUGUCGCCGGUUUACCCCAGCCAUCUGCGCCCCAGUCUCUGGCCCUCGCCCAUCUCAACCCUCCCGGCCUGGCACCCCGGAAGCCAGCUCGAAGAGGGCCGUGGCCAGGCUUAGCCCCGCGCUGCCCCCAGGCGGCCAGGAGGAGAUGGCCCAGGGGAGCAGGGCGCGGGAAGUCGCUCUUCCCACCCGGGCCGAGGGCUGGUCGCCACCCCCUAGCCCAGACAUGGAGGAGCUGCUCAAGUGCGUGGAGAGGGACCUAAACAUCGAUGCCCGGCAGCUGGCCCCGGCCCCGGCGGGCACCCACGUGGUGGCCCUAGUGCCCGCGCGCUGGCUGGCCAGCCUCCGAGAGCGCCGGCUGGGACCCAGCCCCCGCGCAGAGGGCCUGGGCGAAGCGGAAGUCAGGACUCUGUUGCAGCGCUCCGCACAGAGGCUGCCCCCGGGCUGGACGCGCGUGGAGGUGCAUGGGCUGCGGAAACGGAGACUGACCUACCCACUGGGCGGGGGCCUGUCCGUUGAGGAGGGGUCCUCCAGCCCUGAGACCCUCACUCGCUUCAUGCAAGAGGUGGCUGGCCAGAAUUACCGCAACCUGUGGCGCCAUGCAUACCGCACUUAUGGGCAGCCCUAUAGUCAUAGUCCUGCCCCCUCAGCAGUCCCUGCCCUGGACUCAGUAAGACAGGCUCUGCAGAGGGUCUAUGGUUGCCCCUUCCUGCCACUGGGUGAGACCACCCAGUGCCCAUCAUAUGCCAGAGAUGGUCCCUGUCCCUCUCGGAGCACCCCGGCCUGUCCCAGCCUUUUGCGGGCUGAGGCCCUGCUGGAGUCACCAGAAAUGUUGUAUGUGGUACACCCUUAUGUCCAGUUUUCUCUGCAUGAUGUAGUCACCUUCAGCCCUGCCAAGCUGACCAAUAGCCAAGCCAAGGUGCUUUUCAUUCUCUUCCGCGUGCUGAGGGCCAUGGAUGCCUGUCACCGCCAGGGCCUGGCCUGCGGGGCUCUGUCUUUACAUCACAUCGCUAUUGAUGAGAAGCUUUGCAGUGAGCUACGGCUGGACCUGAGUGCUUAUGAGAUGCCUAUGAAGGAUGAGAACAAGGAGACCCCUGUAGUGACGGAUAGAACAGGCGCUCAGUCUGAAGAGGAGGCAGGGAGACCUGGGUGUCCCAUCUGCAAGGAAGAGCUUAAGGGCCUUGUGCUUGACUGGGUCCAUGGUAGAAUCAGCAAUUUCCACUACCUUAUGCAGCUGAAUAGGUUGGCAGGUAGGCGGCAGGGAGAUCCCAACUACCACCCAGUGCUGCCCUGGGUGGUGGACUUCACAAUGCCUCAUGGGCGCUUCCGAGACCUGCGCAAGUCCAAGUUCCGCCUCAACAAGGGAGAUAAGCAGCUGGACUUCACUUAUGAGAUGACCCGGCAGGCAUUUGUAGCAGGUGGUGCGGGCAGUGGGGAACCACCUCAUGUUCCUCACCACAUCUCAGAUGUGCUCUCCGACAUCACAUACUAUGUAUACAAGGCUCGACGCACACCCCGCUCAGUGCUCUGUGGACAUGUCCGAGCACAGUGGGAGCCCCAUGAGUACCCCGCCAGCAUGGAGCGGAUGCAGGCCUGGACACCUGAUGAGUGCAUCCCUGAGUUCUAUACUGACCCCUCUAUCUUUUGCUCCAUCCACCCUGACAUGCCUGACCUGGACGUGCCAGCCUGGUGCAGCUCCAGCCAGGAGUUUGUGGCUGCCCACCAGGCACUGCUGGAGAGCCGUGAGGUAUCCCAGGACCUGCACCACUGGAUUGACCUCACUUUUGGCUAUAAGCUCCAGGGCAAGGAGGCUGUGAAGGAGAAGAAUGUGUGUCUGCACCUGGUAGACGCCCACACCUACCUCACCAGCUAUGGUGUGGUACAGCUUUUCGAUCAGCCGCAUCCCCAGCGCCUGGCUGGGGUGCCUGCCCUUGGCCCUGAACCUCCAGUCAUCCCUCGGCUGUUGGUCCAGGCCAUCCAGGAGACCACAGGCAGGGAGGAUUUCCCACAACCCCUCACAAAUGGUGUAGGCAGAUUGGUUUUAGAGGCCACUCCAUGUGAGGCUGGCUGGACCAGAGACAGGCCCAUGGCAGGGGAAGAUGACUUAGAGCAGGCCACAGAAGCUCUGGAUUCCAUCUCCCUGCCUGGGAAAGCAGGUGACCAGCUGGGCUCCUCCUCCAGUCAAGCCCCCAGUGGUCUCCUGUCUUUCUCAGCAGCUUCUGCCUCUCGACCGGGCCGCAGGAACAAAGCCACUGGGGCAGAACUUGGGGAGGGUGAGGAGGGGAAGAUCCUUCUUCCUGAGGGUUUCAGUCCCUUGCAGGCCCUGGAGGAGCUGGAGAAAAUGGGCAACUUCCUGGCCAAAGGACUAGGGGGCCGGCUGGAGGUACCUGAGCAGCCUCAGGUCCAGCCACCUGUGCAGCUGCAGGACCUCUUCCAAAGGGACAUGCAGGCACUGGGUGUCCUGUUGGCUGAGAUGGUGUUUGCCACUAGAGUCCGGACGCUGCAGCCUGAUGCCCCCUUGUGGGUACGCUUCGAGGCCAUUCGGGGGCUGUGCACCUGCCACCCCAGGGAGAUCCCUGUGUCUUUGCAGCCUAUGCUGGACACACUUCUGCAGCUGAGUGGAUCUGAAGGCUCCGUGGUGGCAAGGAGAGGCAAGCUGGACCCACUGUUUGAGUACAAACCUAUCUCCCAGGGAUUGCCCCCGCCCAGCCCAGCCCAGCUUCUCAGCCCCUUCAGCUCUGUGGUUCCCUUCCCUUCCUACUUCCCGGCGCUGCACAGGUUCAUCCUCCUGUACCAGGCGAGGCGCGUGGAGGAUGAAGCCCAGGGACGGGAGCUGGUGUUUGCUCUGUGGCAGCAGCUGGGUGCAGUGCUAAGUGACAUCACUCCCGAGGGUCUGGAGAUCCUGCUGCCCUUCGUGCUGUCACUCAUGUCCGAGGAGCACACAGCCGUGUACACAGCCUGGUACCUAUUCGAACCUGUUGCUAAGGCACUGGGCCCCAAGAAUGCCAAUAAGUACCUCCUGAAGCCUCUCAUUGGUGCCUACGAGAGCCCCUGCCGGCUGCAUGGCCGCUUCUACCUGUACACUGACUGCUUUGUGGCCCAGCUAAUGGUGCGACUGGGCUUGCAAGCCUUUCUGGUCCACCUGCUGCCUCAUGUCCUGCAGGUGCUGGCUGGCAUGGAGGCCUCACAGGAGGAGAGCAAAGGCCUUGUGGGAGCCACUGAGGAUGAGGAAAGUGAGCUCCCAGGUGCCGGGCCCACCUCCUGUGCCUUUGGGGAGGAGAUGCAGAUGGAAGAGGAGCCAGGUGCCUCCUCGGGCCUGGACCUCCCAGACUACACAUCUGGUGUUAGCUUCCACGACCAGGCCGACCUCCCUGAGACGGAGGACUUCCAAGCUGGGCUCUACGUAGCUGAGUCUCCACAGCCCCAGGAGGCUGAGGCUGUGAGCCUGGGCCGGCUGAGUGACAAAAGCAGCACCAGCGAAGCCUCCCUGGGGGAGGAGCGGACUGCAGAUGACGGAGGUGCCCCUGUGGACAAGAACAGCCUCAGGUCAGGUGACAGCAGCCAGGAUUUGAAGCAGAGUGAGGGCUCCGAGGAGGAAGAAGAGGAGGAGGAAGGCUGUGUGGUGUUGGAAGAUGAGGAAGGGGAGCAAGAGGAAGUCACUGGGGCAUCCGAGCUCACUCUGUCCGACACGGUGCUGUCCAUGGAGACAGUUGUGGGCAGUGGCAACGGGGGAGACAGACAGGAGGAAGAGGAGCCCCUCACAGAGGAGUCGGAAGGGAAAGAGCAGAAGAUCCUCCUUGAUACAGCCUGCAAGAUGGUCCGCUGGCUGUCGGCCAAGCUCGGCCCCACAGUGGCCUCUCGCCACGUGGCCCGGAACCUGCUGCGCCUGCUGACAUCUUGUUAUGUUGGGCCCACUCGGCAGCAGUUCAUGGUCAGCAGUGGUGAGAAUCCUCCGUUGAGUGCCGGCAACAUCUACCAGAAGAGGCCAGUCCUGGGCGACAUCGUGUCGGGGCCUGUGCUCAGCUGCCUCCUCCACAUUGCCCACCUGUACGGGGAGCCUGUCCUUACCUACCAGUACCUGCCCUACAUCAGCUACCUGGUGGCUCCAGGUAGCAACUCAAGCCCCAGCCGACUCAACAGUCGCAAGGAGGCUGGGCUGCUGGCAGCAGUGACACUGACUCAGAAGAUCAUCGUGUACCUGUCAGACACGACCCUCAUGGACAUCCUGCCCCGGAUCAGCCAUGAAGUCCUGCUGCCUGUGCUCAGCUUCCUCACCUCCCUCGUCACAGGGUUUCCAAGUGGGGCCCAGGCUCGGACUGUCCUUUGUGUGAAGACCAUCAGCCUCAUUGCCCUCAUCUGCCUGCGCAUUGGACAGGAGAUGGUCCAGCAGCACCUGAGCGAGCCUGUGGCUACUUUUUUUCAAGUCUUUUCUCAGCUGCAUGAACUUCGGCAGCAGGACCUGCAGCUGGAUCCCGAGGGGUGCGACGAGGGCCAGCUGCCUGAGGCAGCCUUCUCUGAUGGGCAGCAGCGGCCAGUGGACCCCAGCCUGUUGGAUGAGCUGCAGAAGGUGUUCACCCUGGAGAUGGCGUACACAAUCUACGUGCCCUUCUCCUGCCUGUUGGGUGACAUCAUCCAGAAAAUCGUCCCCAACCACGAGCUGGUCGGGGAGCUGGCGGGGCUGUACCUGGAAAGCACCAACCCAAGCUGUCACAACCCUGCCAGCGUGGAGCCUACCAUGCCCAGAACUGCGCCUGAGUGGGAUGCCCAGGGUGGGGGCUCUUCCCAGGAUGAUGGCCACUCAGGGACCUUUGGGAGUGUCCUCAUUGGGAAUCGGAUCCAGAUCCCCAAUGACUCUCAGCCUGAGAACCCUGGUCCUCUGGGCUCCAUCUCUGGGGUGGGUUGCGGGGGCCUCAGCUGCGGGAGUGAAGACAAUGCCCUGAAGCGAGAGCUGCCCCGGAGUGCCCAUGGGCUGAGCGGGAACUGGCUGGCAUACUGGCAGUACGAGAUUGGUGUGAGCCAGCAGGAUGCCCACUUCCGCUUCCACCAGAUCCGCCUACAGAGCUUCCCUGGCCACUCGGGGGCUGUCAAGUGCGUGGCACCCCUGAGCAGCGAGGACUUCUUCCUGAGUGGCAGCAAGGAUCGUACUGUGCGCCUCUGGCCACUUUACAAUUAUGGGGAUGGCACCAGCGAGACGGCCCCCCGCCUCAUCUAUGCUCAGCACCGCAAGAGUGUCUUCUACGUGGGCCAGCUUGAGGCCCUGCAGUAUGUGGUGAGCUGUGACGGGGCUGUGCACGUCUGGGACCCCUUCACAGGCAAGACCCUUCGCACAGUGGAGCCAUUGGACAGCCGGGGACCCCUGACCGCCGUGGCCGUCGUGCCUGCCCCCCAUGCCAGCAUCACCAUGGCUAGCUCUGACUCCACCCUGCGCUUUGUGGACUGCAGGAAGCCUGGCCUGCAGCACGAGUUCCGCCUGGGUGGUGGGCUGAACCCUGGGCUCGUCCGUUCGCUGGCGGUCAGCCCCAGUGGCCGUAGUGUUGUGGCUGGCUUCUCUUCGGGCUUCAUGGUGCUCCUGGACACCCGUACGGGCCUGGUUCUGCGAGGCUGGCCAGCCCACGAGGGAGACAUUCUCCAGAUAAAGGCAGUGGAGGGCAGUGUCCUGGUCAGCUCCUCCUCCGAUCAUUCCUUGACUGUCUGGAAGGAGCUGGAACAGAAGCCCACGCACCACUACAAAUCGGCAUCGGACCCCAUCCACACCUUUGAUGUGUACGGCAGCGAGGUGGUCACUGGCACUGUAGCCAACAAGAUUGGUGUUUGCUCCCUGCUUGAGCCACCGUCCCAGGCCACCACAAAGCUCAGUUCCGAGAACUUCCGUGGCACGCUCACCAGCCUGGCCUUGCUGCCCACUAAACGCCACCUCCUGCUGGGAUCCGACAACGGCGUCAUCCGCCUCCUGGCAUAAGCUCAUAGGGAAGCUAGCUGGGCAUGGGGUGGGCUGAUAUUCCUUGCGGGGAGGGGUCCAGCUCUUACCCACCAGACAGGCCCAGCCAGCAGGAUGUAAGGAGAGCGAGGGAAAUUCGUUUCUUCCCUCUAGGGCCACAUAGGGACAAGGGAGGUCCAGGAAGGGGAAGGGAGACUGGAUUUUCCCAGUCAUUCUCCAGCCAAGCUCCCUUCACCUCUUGCCUUUACUGGGCUUUCUCUGCCUCUGUCCCCAGGACAAGAAGCUGUCCCAGUCCAGGACACUGAUGGUGCUUGGACUCCAGCCUAAGGAGGGCUGGCCAUGACCCAGGAGUUAAGGGUCGCGGUUUGAGGGUUAAGUGUCCGCCCAACCCGGCCCUUCUCUGUGUGGGACCAGGAAGGGAAGCCCGAGGACAGGACCAGGGGAGAGAAGGUGGGUGGACCGGGCCAGCUGGUGCCUGCGGGAAUGACCAUGCCCUGCCUUCCCACUCCUCACCACAGUGUUUGUGCCUUGAGCUGAGGAGGCAACUGCUGGGUCCAGAGCCCCUGCGGGGUGGGGUCUGAGAACCCUGAGAGAGGAGGUGAGGAGAAUCAUCUCUGCAUCUCAGGUCUCUCCCAGGGGCAGGAAGACCCAGACAUGUCUGGGUCUUUGUCUGGUGCAGAGAUGAGGUCUGAGCUUGGCCCCUACUGCCUCUUCACUAUUUGCAAUAGAUGUAAAUAUGAUCAAUAAAUCCUUUGGAAGAGCCA